Messenger RNA from Bicyclus anynana (squinting bush brown), 5177 nucleotides. It is a transcript of the gene TBC1D16, whose product is annotated as TBC1 domain family member 16. The record is from RefSeq and is a predicted model, not a curated record. The transcript is spliced from 7 exons. Lineage: Eukaryota; Metazoa; Arthropoda; Insecta; Lepidoptera; Nymphalidae. Gene Ontology annotation, molecular function: GTPase activator activity. Gene Ontology annotation, biological process: activation of GTPase activity. Bases 531 to 2729 code for a protein of 732 amino acids. Gene Ontology annotation, cellular component: early endosome.
GUGGCGUCAGCUAGUCUAAAAAUAGUCCACAUUCAUAUACCUACUCGUACACUAAUUAGGGAGAUCUCAAUAUUUAACAACUUCAUUAUAUAACACCUACGAAAUUAAAUACCUACUGUAGGUAAGUAUUACUUAAAAUAUUACAAACUUUCAAUAUCUCCUCAAUAUCCUUGUUGAAUUACAUGUCUAGUACCUACUCUCUAAGUUUCUAGGUCACAUUUUAGAAUAGAGCAUUUGUAACUCUAAUCAUUAGAGUUUCAAAUGCUCCAUUAGAAUCUAAUGGGUCAAAGUAGGUAUUCAUUGCACGUAACACGAGCAAAACACGAAGGGUAUUGUGUCACAGCUGACGUUAGCGAGCAAUGAGCAUCGCGACCGGCUCAACCGAUCAAUACCGCGUUAUCAACAUAUUUCAGUCAGUGUGGGUGUUUACAUGCGCGACGCGUAGUACUCUCGACUCGUUCUAAAGGGUUUGACGCGCCCGUGACACAACUAGACACAACUGAGGCGCAACGUCAGCUAUGUAAGCCGCUAUGCCUCUCCCCGAGCUUAUAAAACGCGCCUCGAGCUACUUCCUCGGCCUCGAGUUCGACAACGAGGAACCGCCCGAAUAUGUCGACAACGAAAUACUGUUUUGCAAAAACAACGUGUGCGUCCAUCCGCCGACGAUCGCGCGACACGAGUUGGACAUCGUGCACCAUCCGGGCUACUUGACCGUCACGACCAAAGUGUUUACCGAUCAACAUAACAAUGCAAAACGACCAACGCUGUUUCUCAACUGGAUACCGAAUUCUACAUUAAAGAAGUGCCCCUCAGCUGUUGAAACUAGCCCCAGCGACGAACUCGGCAGCGGCAUCAAACCGACGAACCCCCAAGACAUUCCACGACAAAAAUCACUACCUGAAAAGACACGGAAUAGAUACGCGAACAAUGAAAAUGCGUUUUCAGAUUCGUCGGAUACUACCAGCAUUAACUCUAACUCAGAUAAACAAAGCAUUAAAUCGACCGACACACGGUACACGCAAAACGAUACAACGCAGGAGUUGUCUUCAAGUUCUAAGCCCACAGUAAAGUCAGCGGAUUCCAGCAAGGAUGAUGUAUUUGUGUCAUUGGACAAAGAGGAUUCGAAGGACCUAGUUUACGAGUUCGAACGGCAUGUCCGUUCGCAGUCAAUGACGUCGGUCAACAUAACAAUUUCUAACCCUACCGUAGAAAACGUUGAUCUGACCCCAGAUUCGGUUACCGGAAGCUGCAUGAGGUCUCUUUCGUUGAGCUCAUGUGAUGAGGCAAACCCUAAUUGGAUGAGCACGCCAGAAUUCCUAGCAUUGAAACACAAUCUGGUAUUCCCUGACAGCGUUCACAGUUCGCCUGUGCCACAAAGACGACAACCUUUAAAAUGUCGAAGAUUCUCCGUGGACCUCAGCCAAAUGCGAUCGCUCCGGUUAUUUUUUAACGAUGACAACUGCACGUGUGGUCAACUCGUGGUGGCCUCGAGAGAGUCGCAGUACAAGAUACUACACUUCCACCACGGGGGACUCGACCAUCUGGCACAAGUGCUGCACAGAUGGCACUCAUUGCUCCACAACAUUAAACUUACUCCAGGUUCAGAGGAACCCAAUUUACCGUAUCGUCACUUCAUGGUGUGCCGACCUGAGGUACAAAAGUCUGAGCAGCAUCCUGAAGAAGGGAAACCGCCAAAAAUAACUCCUGAACUUUUCUAUGGAAAAAUGAUGAACGCGAAAGGGAUGAUUGAAGAUGAUUUAUUUCUUAGAAAAUGCGUAUUUUUCGGAGGUUUGGACAAAGAGUUGAGGAGAGAAGUCUGGCCAUUCUUACUCCAUUGCUACCCAUAUAAUUCUACUUACGACGAAAGAGAAAUUAUACUCCAGAUUAGAACUAGAGAGUAUGAUGAAAUUAAGAGGAGGCGUCUAGAGAAAAUGACACCAGAACAACAUGCGAUAUUUUGGAAAAAUGUACAAAGCGUUAUAGAGAAAGAUGUAGUUAGAACUGACAGAGGCAACCCGUUCUUUGCUGGUGACAACAAUUACAAUGUAGAGAUCAUGAAGAAUAUUUUGUUGAACUAUGCUGUCUACAAUCCAGCGUUAGGGUAUACACAAGGCAUGAGUGACCUGCUGGCUCCCGUUCUCUGCGAAAUUAAAUGUGAAGCAGAGGCGUUUUGGUGCUUUGUCGGUCUUAUGCAGCGAGCAAUAUUUGUAUGUACACCCACCGAUAACGACAUGGACAAUAACUUGAGCUACUUGCGCGAGCUGAUAAGGAUAAUGCUUCCGCAUUUCUACAAACAUUUGGAGAAACAUGUAGACGCUAUGGAACUUCUCUUUUGUCAUAGAUGGAUAUUAUUGUGUUUCAAACGCGAGUUCACGGAAGCAGUAGCCUUGCGCAUGUGGGAAGCGUGCUGGGCUAACUACCAGACUGACUACUUCCAUCUGUUCCUCUGCCUCGCUAUCAUUGCCGUGUAUGCUGGUGACGUCAUCGCACAGGAUCUAAACACGGACGAGAUGUUGCUACACUUCAGUUCCUUAGCGAUGUAUAUGGACGGUCGGCUCAUUCUUCGCAAAGCUCGUGGUCUACUCUAUCAGUUCAGGCAGUUGGUCCGUAUUCCUUGUACAUUAGUUGGUAUGUGCCAGAGAUGUGGUCCUGGUAUAUGGGAUUCCACACAUAGGCCUAGUGUCGAAUGUACGGGCGCUCAUGACUUUUGCGAAUAUGCUGUACAAUAAAAUAGUGACCCAUGAUGAAACACAUAUCGAAAUCUUCUAAAUGAUUAAUGAGCAUGAACUGUGUGCGCUUUUAUUAAUAAUUUUCUUGUGCCGAAGUGGAUGUAUUGUUAUUUUAACAAAAUUAAAAUAAAAAAAAUAUUUUAAAAUAUCUGAUACAAAGUUUAAUAUUAUUACUUAGUUCAAAAUUAUUAGAUAUGAAUAAUUCUAAUGGAAUCUAGUCAUUUAAUUUAACAAACCAAAAUUUGAUCUCAGAAAAGAAUUUGUGUUAUCUUCGAAUUUAAAUUUAGUUAAUGCCAAAAUACGUUAUCAAAAUAUUAUAAUCGGUGUCAAUUUAAAACUAAUGUAAAUAAAUAAAAAACUAACAUUUUGAGAACUACACAGAUACCUAAUUGUUGUUAAACCCUACUUCUUGCCUGACAUAAUAUUUUAACGAAUUUUAUAUAGAAUGUAAUAUACCUUUAAUUAAGAAUAUUGAUGCUUUUAAGGAUAUUGUAUAAGAAUAUAACAAACGUGCAAACUGUAAUAAAUAUUAUUGUUUCAAAGUUAUUAUUUAAGAUUAUACGUAAAGGUGAGCUUUGGUUAAAAUAUUACGUAAAAAUUAAUAAUGUUAUUAUAAUUUGUCAAAUUAGUAAAAAAAUGUAUUUAACUUAACUUUUCGUAGAUAGUUUGGCCAUAUUCAAGUGUUAAAUGUUCGUAUUAGUUUUUAAUAAUUGUUAUCACUGUACAAAACAGUAUUAUUUCAGUAUAAAGGUAUACCAAUUACUCGUACACGCUUAUCACUAGUAUUUGAUUUAACAAUUUUAAUCUUCAAAGAAUUGUCAUGUUUUUUUAUUGAUUAGACAUAUAAAUCAGUUUAACACACAGCAGGCUUAGUUGUGUCAGCUUGUUUCAGCUUGCUACGGUAGUCGGUAAAACCACAAUUACUGCAAAUGAAUGUUAAUGGGAAUCGCUACCUUACCGACAUAUUGUCCAAACAACAUGUCGGUACUCGUCCUUACACCGUAUAGAAGAUAAUUACUGUUUGUUUUUGCAAAUUAGCAAUUUAGUCUCAAUUUCGUUUUAUAUGUUAUGUUCACGCAACACGAAAAUUGCGUUAACAUAAUAUAUAAAACAAAAUUGAAGAUUAUACGAAAGUUAUACCUACCGUGAUCUGAAGGUAGCUAGGUAAUCUAGGUUCCGCAGAGUAUGGUAAGUAUAAUGAGACUAAAUUGCUAAUUUGCAAAAAAUAACUGUAACUAUCUUCUAUACGGUGUAAGGACGCUGUUUAUUUUCUUUAUGUUAGGCUCGAGCCUUUUCGAGUUCAUGUUUCAAAUUAUGAAUAUAAAAAUAAUGGUUUUUAUUACCUACGCAAUGUAUAUACAACAUAACGUUUGCAUCUGCAUUUCGUAUAUUUUAUAUUUGUCAUCGAUAAAAAAAAUGACAAUUUGAUAGAUAGAUGUUACUAACCUUAAAAAUUUGCUACCAAAUUUGUCACAAAUCACAUGAUUAUUGUAUUAAUUUACAGUCGAUUAAAUUGGUCUGAGAGUUGAUGCAUUCUGGAACGGUAAUGUUGCCAAUUAUACAUUACUUGCCCUAACACCGAGUAGAGAAUUUAAUAAAUAAGUGCGACAUAUCAAAAAUCGAUGUGUUCCAUACAAAAAAAAAAAUGUUUACAUAUUAAAAUCAUCGUAAAUCGCUAAAUUGCGUCAUGAUAAAGUACCUGCCAAAGAAAUUAAUUGUGUACCUGGGCAGAUGUAGCCAUAUCAGUAUUUUAAAUUACUAAUUCACAAGAAUAGACAGAGUCAAAGUAAUGUAUCCUUAUCUAAACCUAUCUAAGUUAUUCCUAGUAUUUAAAUGUUAAUGUAUAAAAUGUUACUGAAAGUCUGUAAUGUUUAUUUUUCACGCAUUUUAUUUGCUAGUUAAGUCCAUCUACUCGUGGGCUAUCUUGUUUUUAUGCUAAAAUUGGUUAGGUUAUUUUAUAUGGGAGGAGGCAAAUAAAAUAAUAUUAUUGAACAAAGGACUUUUUAUCCUGCCUACCAAGGUCUUGAAACUACAAUUAGAACAGGGGUAACGGUUUUAUUAAAUAAGAAUUUCAAACAUAAUAAUUAAAUAUUACAUUAACUUUAAAAACUUUUUUAUUAAGAUAUUAAUAUCGGGCAAAGAGAAAAAAGUUAUCCGAAAACUGGAUUCGAUAAGUACGAAGUCGCGUGCAUUCGCUAAUAGAAAUGGCACGUCAAGAUGGUGAUACUGAAUUGAAUUUAAAGAAAUUCGAAUAACUAAAAUCAUUAUUUUGUGACGCUAAUUCUUCGUUAUUCGCACACUAUGAAUUGUUGUCUAUUCUGUGAUACAAAUAUUGAUCUGCUUGUAAUGAGUUAGAAGAAAUACAAACAACUUUAGAUAUAGUCGACCUAUUUAGUCAUAUAUUACCAUUUAGUAUAAUAAUAAAUGUAUUAUAUUACAGCAUGUUAA